This is a messenger RNA of Sclerotinia borealis F-4128, 309 nucleotides long. NCBI's taxonomy places the organism in Eukaryota, Fungi, Ascomycota, Leotiomycetes, Helotiales, Sclerotiniaceae. The record is from the annotation of a GenBank genome assembly.
AUGGCAAGGCUCCUGAGCAAGGGGCUCGGUAAUCUUGCCGGCCCUGCGCGGAUCGCAGGAAGCGUUACCAACGCAGCCGGUAUCGCAAUCCAAAGGAAUAUGCCAAGUUGCAAUGCGACUUGGUACAACAACAAAUUCGUUGUGUCCACGAUUGGUCCCAACAGAGCCAACGUGGGGGAGAAGCCGGCACUAUCCAAGAGUGGGGUAUUCCUCUUGGCUGUCUCCCGCCUUGGCGUACACAUUGGUGGUGAAAAUGACGGUGACGACGACGACGAUGUUGUAUUUGUGUUAUAUCGUAUGUUGUUCUGA